AUGGUGGGUAGUGCUGUGCUUGUGAAUGUGUUCUUCAGCAGUGUAGCCAGCCCUCUGCCUUGUGAGAUGACCCUGUCCUUCACAGACUGCUAUGUAUCAUUCCACUGUAGUGACUGCCAUGCUCACAGCCCUUGUUGUCAGCAAUGGCUGGCUUUGAAAUUUAUUAGUGGAGUAUGUGAGACUUUUACCCUGGGCUUUGUGCUUGAUGGGCCAGCUCUGUACCCUGACCUGUGCCUGCAGCCCAUAAUAGUCUUGGAGUCUGAGGAGAGAAGUGACUGGAGUGGUUAUAUAGAGGCUUUUAAUAUUUCCUUUUGUACAAUUCAACUUUUUUCUUCUUCUAGUCCAAGUGGUAAGAAGUUCAGAAGUAAACCGCAGCUGGCAAGGUACCUGGGAAAUGCCGUUGACCUCAGCAGUUUUGACUUCAGAACUGGCAAGAUGAUGCCUAGUAAAUUACAGAAGAACAAGCAGAGACUGCGGAAUGACCCUCUCAACCAGAACAAGGGUAAACCAGACUUGAACACGACAUUGCCAAUUAGACAAACUGCAUCAAUUUUCAAGCAACCAGUCACCAAAGUCACAAACCACCCCAAUAAUAAAGUAAAGUCAGACCCACAACGGAUGAACGAACAGCCACGUCAGCUUUUCUGGGAGAAGAGACUGCAAGGACUUAGUGCAUCGGAUGUAACAGAACAAAUUAUAAAAACCAUGGAGCUACCCAAAGGCCUUCAAGGAGUCGGUCCUGGGAGUAAUGAUGAGACCCUUCUAUCUGCUGUGGCCAGUGCUCUGCACACAAGCUCUGCACCAAUCACCGGACAAGUCUCUGCGGCUGUGGAAAAGAACCCUGCUGUCUGGCUUAACACAUCUCAACCCCUCUGCAAAGCUUUCAUUGUCACAGAUGAAGACAUUAGGAAACAGGAAGAGCGAGUCCAACAAGUACGAAAGAAAUUGGAAGAAGCACUGAUGGCAGACAUCCUGUCCCGGGCUGCUGACACAGAGGAGGUAGACAUUGAUAUGGACAGUGGAGAUGACGCUUAAGAAUAUGAUCAGGUAACUUUCAACUGAACUUCCCCAAGAGCAAAUUGCUAGAAAUGGAAUUAAAACAUUUCCACCGGGUUUCGCCUGUAAGAAAAAAGUGUACCUGAGCACAUAGAGCUUUUUAAUAGCACUAACCAAUGCCUUUCUAGAUGUAUUUUUGAUGUAUAUAUCUAUUGUUCCAAAUGACAUUUAUUUUGAGUCCUAGGACUUAAAAUUAGUCUUUUAUAAUAUCAAGCAGGACCCUUAAAAUGAAGUGGAGCUUCUGAUGCCAGGUGCAAUCUACUGGAAAUGUAGCACUUACAUGAGAUAUUUGUUUCCCCCACAGUUUUAAUAUAACAGAUCAGGAGUACCAAAUAAGUUUCCCAACUAAAGAUUAUUGUGACUUCUCUGUAUAUAAACAGAUUUUUAUACUUUAUUGAAAGAAGAUACCUGUACAUUCUUCCAUCAUCACUGUAAAGACAAAUAAAUGACUAUAUUCACAGACUGA
Molecule: messenger RNA, 1522 nt
Organism: Cricetulus griseus (Chinese hamster)
Lineage: Eukaryota; Metazoa; Chordata; Mammalia; Rodentia; Cricetidae
Source: RefSeq, a predicted model, not a curated record